AUGAAGAUGUUUGCCUUUACGGUGGUCGUCAUCUUUGUCUUCCAGCAGGUGCCAGGCUGUCUCUCGUCCUGCUACAUAUUUGGCUCUGUAGCCGACUGCUCUUUCAAGAACCUGUACUGGAUUCCUUCCCUACCUCCCAACAUCACCCACCUGUACGUGGAGGCGAACCGAAUCCGUGAGAUUAACGCCUCCUCUUUAUCAGGCCUGGAGAUGCUGCAAGAACUGGAUUUGGGUCAUCAACAUUCAACUUUAGUGAUCCAAAACAAUGCAUUCAGCAGACUAAGACACCUCAGGAAGUUGGUGCUGGGCUUCAACAAGCUUCAACUGGAGCCACAUGCUUUUUCGGGAUUGUCCAGUUUGGAGAAUCUCCAACUAGAUUAUUGUUAUCUUCAAGACUCCAUCCUAACGGCAGACUAUCUGAAGCCUCUUUCUUCUUUAAAGACUCUUAACCUGUUUGGUAACCGGAUAGAGACACUCCAGCUUUCCAUAUUCUUUUCCAAUUUGACUAAUGUGAAACAUUUGAAUCUAAAACUGAAUAGAAUCAACAAAAUAUGUGACCCUGAUUUUGCUGCCUUCCAGGGUAAACAAUUUGAAUUUUUAAGUUUAGACUCCAACAAAUUGUAUAAUCAAAGCUCUGAUCAGCGCACUUGUGGGAAACCGUUCAGAGGAAUAUCUUUUGGAACACUUGACUUGUCCAAUAAUGGGUUUAGCAGAGACAACUUAAAGCAAUUUUUUAAAGCUAUAGCAGGUACAAAGAUCUCUCAUCUUAAACUAUCAGGACACAUAGGUAAAGGCUUUUCAUUUAGCAAUUUCCAAGAUGUGGACAGAAGCACAUUUGAGGGCCUCAGUAACAGCUCUAUCAGUACAUUAGAUCUGUCUAAAAACAUGUUAUUUGCCUUACGUCAGGGAACUUUUAAUACACUUACAGAAGCUAAAGUCAUUGACCUUUCUCAAAACCAAAUCAACCAAAUUCACAAAAAUGCCUUUGAUGGUCAGGAAAAUUUAAAGAUGCUCAAUCUGUCCCGUAAUUUGCUCGGAGAUAUCCGUGCUCACAGUUUCGCUCCUCUAAAGAACUUGAAAGUUUUGGACCUUUCUUAUAAUCACAUCGGUAUUUUGGGCUAUAUGGCAUUUAGUGGACUUCUCAGUCUAGAAGUUUUACAUCUGUCAGGAAACUCUCUCAGGGAGUUUGGAUUCCCCAGCACUGUGCCCAAGUUAACUUAUCUCAAUUUGUACGACAAUAAAUUGACCUUCGCAGCAGUGGAUAGCAUUACAGCAUUCGCCCCAAAUGUCACGUAUUUGAACAUUCAAACCAACAGAUUUGAAAACCUGCAGGGUGCGCACACCUUUAUAACUAAACUGAAGAAACUCCAGCAUCUUUUCUUUGGAGAGAAUCCCAUCAGGUGGUGCACAGUGAAUGACCACGCUUCUAAAACGAAACAGAGUGGUAUUGAAGUGUUAGAUUUUCACAGCAUCAACCUGCAGUCGAUUUGGUCUCAAGGCAAAUGCCUCAAUCUGUUUGAAGGGCUCCAUCGUUUGGUCAGUCUGAGAUUAAGUUUUAACAAUUUACGUUCCCUCCCUGAAGGCAUCUUUAAGGAUCUCACGUCACUUCUCGGGAUGGACCUCUCAUCCAACACUCUAACAUAUCUCCAACGUGAUGCCUUUCCCCAAAGCCUCAAAAUGCUAAACCUCGCUAACAACUUCAUAGUGUCACCUGACCCAGCUCCCUUUCGCACGCUUGACAUCCUUGAUUUCAAUAAUAACCGAUUCCACUGUAACUCAGACCUGAAAAACUUCUUGAUGUGGAUUAAGGAAACAAAUGUAACAUUUUUGAGUCCUGUUGAGGAGUUCAGAUGUGAAUUUCCCUUUUCUCUGUAUAAUGUUCCUCUGUUAAAUUACUCCACUCAGCUUCUUGGUACUGGAAGCACUUAA
This is a messenger RNA of Nerophis lumbriciformis (worm pipefish), 1929 nucleotides long. Lineage: Eukaryota; Metazoa; Chordata; Actinopteri; Syngnathiformes; Syngnathidae. The record is from RefSeq and is a predicted model, not a curated record.